AUUUCUGAUGACAACUACACAUGACAGAACUCAGAAGUCAGAAUUUGGAAAAUUAGAUGAUUACCGUGAGAAACAAGUGUUUUGUGAUGAAAAACCGUUGGCAAUAACCAUUAAAUUUAAAUGUAUUUACCACUUUAUAAUGGCUCUGAAAGAAAAUAUAUCAUACGAGUACCUGCCAGACUGUGCUUCCUCACAGUUUCCACACCCUUGGUGGCUUUUGUGAUAUGUGUUUUGUUGACUAUUUAUAAGGAUAGUGAAAAGGCGAAUAACACACACUGUAAAGUUCCUAAUGUGCUUCCUUCGAUAUCUGCAUCCAUAGGAAAUUUCGAACCACAAAGUUCCAUAUGGAAAACAGCAAUAUACGUCCACUCUCCUAUAAGGUUCUACAUAGUUUACUUACGGUGGCAAUACUAUAAAACCGUUAUAUCAGAGAAUUGUGAGGUUGUCGUUAACUUAGCAGUAAUUUUAAAUAUUAUUGAGAAUCUAGCUUUAAUAGGUUUGACAUAUUGGACAUCAUCUGGAAAUUACCCAUAUCAUGAAGUAUGUUUUAAACUUUUCAUUGCAACCUCAGUGUUCUAUAUGUUAUUCAUAUGCAUUUUGCUAACUAAUAAUCGAAGAAGACCAAAUAUAAGCUUCAGAGAAAGACACUCAGUGAGGUUAAAAUGGAGAGCUUUUAUAGUGAAUGUAGCAUCAUUCGCUUGUGCAGCAUACUUCUUUUUAAGACAUAACAGACUUUGUGAACCAUAUGUUUAUUCCAUGUUUGGAUUAUCAGAGUACAUAGUUGUUAUUAGCAACAUAUUAUUCCAUUUGACAACAAUAUAUGACCUCCGACUCCAAUACAUAUACUUCACGAAAAAUGGUGUCAUAGCUGAAUAACUAAGGACAUACCAAGAGACAACAACAGUUUUUGUUAUAUAAUCAGUCAAAAAGGCUGUGAAAUAGACAGGCUCAAAGCAAAACAUCAAUUACAAUUAUCAGUUAGCAAAUGAUAUGUUAUGUUUAUGCUUUCCUUAUAUAUAUGCAUGACAGCAGUGGGAAAAGCCAAGAUAUUUGUAAAUUUUAUUUUAAAAAAGCAAUAUACAAUAUUUAAAACUAUGAGGAAUCCAUCCACAGUCCAUUGUUUCCUUUAAGACUAAUUUUUAGCACCCAUAAUAAGAUGUAUAAAAAUACUUCUACAACCAAAAUACAUUAAAACUUUCAAUAAAACAUUCAUAUAAACAUGUGCAUAUAUAUUAAGUAGUGGUAUAGCCUCAACUUUAUUUAUUUUAAAUUUUUAACAACUUAAUACAUAUGCACAGCAAUCCUUACAUAAAAUAUACCAUAAUAUAGUGUGAAUUGGGGACACAAGAGUGUAGCAGGAUAAACAAUUUAAAAAUAUUUAAAUAAUUAUAGCUGGCAUUACUUAGGUUUUAGGUAUUACUUAGGUAAUAUUUUCAAUUUCCAUUUCUGUACGCCUUCAACCAUUGGCACCCUUGUGUACCAAAUUACUGCAUAUAAACAUAGUUUACACUUAUCAUACAACUUAUUUAAAGAAAUCAAACAAUAAAAAUGUAAAACAUGAAAUUUUCUAAUUUCGUGAUUAAUGUUAAAAUUCAAUGCAACAAUGCCCUAUUCAUAAAAACAAGUCUAACCCCCUUAUUCAUAGACAUUAUUUAUCUAAGGAUGUAGCAUUGCUGUGAUAACAAGUCUGUUUCUCAGCUUCAUUUAUGUGACAGCCAACUAGAUUCGGCCAACAACAACACAACGGCUCUAUGUCUAUGCACUGUGAAGGCUGCCAUGCUGUCAGCACUGAGAAACAGACUUGUUAUCAUUGCAAAGAUAAAGCUGAGAUUGAAUAAGGGGUGUAAAAAUGUAAACUUAUACCUAAGUCAAAAGUGAUUUUCUUAGGUUGUCAAUUUUACAUAAUCCAUUUGAGAUAUUGGAAGUCUGCAGAUAUAUUUUGUAUACAUAUAUUAAGUAGGUAUAUAAUUUUUUUUCUCUGAAUAUGCUAUAGGCAAAAAUAUGAAAUAUAACAAUAAUAAAAAGUAUAGAAGCAACAUCUAACAACUCAUAAUUUUAAACUUCACUAGAUUUAUUACAAUACAGGAUAUACAUUAAUAUGCCUUAUUUAAAUUAUAUAAUAUACAUACUAUAUCUAUUCUUUUCAAAUGUUGUAUUUGGAUAUGUACAUUCUGUUAAAUUUUAUAAA
This is a messenger RNA of Manduca sexta (tobacco hornworm), 2188 nucleotides long. It is a transcript of the gene PGAP2, whose product is annotated as post-GPI attachment to proteins factor 2. Gene Ontology annotation, biological process: GPI anchor biosynthetic process. NCBI's taxonomy places the organism in Eukaryota, Metazoa, Arthropoda, Insecta, Lepidoptera, Sphingidae. The transcript has 3 exons. The coding region runs from base 121 to 876 and encodes 251 amino acids. The record is from RefSeq and is a predicted model, not a curated record. Gene Ontology annotation, cellular component: Golgi membrane; endoplasmic reticulum membrane.